AUGCCGCAUCCUCCCGGAAAGAUCCGCAGAGCACGAGCAGAGCUGAACUUCAUCCGCCGGAGGCAGUGACCUAGAGGGGGAGAGAGAGACCAGAGGCCGGGGAGGAGGCUCCAGAAGCUCCGCUCAUCACCGGAGUCUGUCCCCGCCAGAGAGCACCGUUCUCCCGGGGAAAUGAGUGCAGACGUUGCGGUGACUCUGCUCGUGCUCGCGGGGAUCGUCGGGCUCAGCGAAGCGACCCGCAGGUUGAUCACCAGGAGCCUCGCGCGCACGGCGCUGUGCGUGUACGCGGUGGAGCUCGUGUCCACCUUCCAGCUGUGCUGCUGCACGCACGAGCUGAGACUGCUGGCCGAAGUGGGCGGGAUCGAACCACGCGUCGCGCUCAGUCUGACCUACCUGGCCGCGGUGGUGCACGGACUCACCUUCAGCGGCGCCAUCGGUAACCCCACCGGGACUCUCGAGCACGCGUACCGCGCGAGGAUCCCGGGCGGCAGCGCCCUGCGGAGGAUCGCGUGCCAGUUCGCCGCGGCCGCCGGUGCACGAGCCGCGGUCCCGGUGAUGAGGGGACUCGGGCUGUCGAGGCUGCACGUGCAGCACAAGCUGCUCGGUUACCGGUGCGUGAGCCCGGUUCACGCGCCUCUGCACCAGGCCGCCGCCGUGGAGCUCGCGUGCGCCUUUGCGGUGCAGACUGCCCUCACGCACACGCGAUCGGUGGAUGAGAAAUACCGCGUGCACGCGAUAGCUGCGGUCAUCGCAUCAGUGGUUUAUGCAGGCGGCAGCUCGACAGGAGCUGUGUUCAAUCCGGCCUUGGCCUUCUCCACUCAGUUCCCCUGCAGCGGACACUCCUUCCUGGAGUACUGUGUGGUCUACUGGCUGGGCCCCCUGCUGGGUAUGAUGAGCUCGGUGCUGCUGUCUGAUCAACUCGGUCCUCUGCUGUCAAGGAACCCGACGUCUGUCCCUCGUCCCGUGGAGACAAAGAAGAGGACAUGAGCCUCAGGUUCACUCCUGCAGCACAGAGGGACUCAGUUCACCGGCUGCUGACCUCAGUCUUCACACGUUAGACACUGACACACACUUUUCUUAAAAGACACUUUAACCUGAAGGUUCUUGUUGGUCCACAGAGACGAUCCAGAGUCUGGAGUAAAUCUGCUGAUUUGACUGAACCACAGGAGGUCGAGUGAUCACUGGUCACAGAGCUGUCACGUCUAAUAACUAAGUUUGAUGAAAUUAAAGUUUGCAUGAGUUUCGUAACUUGUAAGUAAAGAUGGACGAGGGGAGAGCUUCUCAAAAGGGAAGCCAGAUCAUCUUGAUGGCCCCCUGGUGGCCGGCUGCAGUACAGGUCAUACACUUCUCCUCCACCAUGUUUACAGUAGUGCAUGAAACAAAUGACACAUUAAAUAAAUGUUUGUCAUUUCAGGUAGUUCCUAUCACACUGGGGUUUGGUCGUGUUUCGCAUCAGAUUGGUUUGAAUUAGUUAUUUGAUGAGACAGAGUGAAACGUAAUGAUUGACAGCUGAGAGCGACUCCUGAUUGGUUGAGCCAGUUUAUCAGCGGCACCUUGAUGCUGCAGCGCCACCACCUGGUCACUGCUGCACAGACUCUGGCUCCACAAGAUGGCAGCGAUUGUUUCAGAGGUUUUUUGGCUUCGUUUCUGAACGUGGGAGGAAGUCGAUCAUCAUUUCCUGUUUAUAGUCGGUAUCCUAUGAUGAAAAAAUUACUUGCCUGAUUUCUGAUUUUGCCAAACUCCAAUCGACAAUGAGCCUAGUCAAAUUCUUAAUAUAUCUACUUAAGCUAAUUCACUGAAUAAUGGAACAAGUGAUAAUGGAUAUGUGGUACU
This is a messenger RNA of Pleuronectes platessa (European plaice), 1833 nucleotides long. RefSeq names its product aquaporin 11 (gene aqp11). Gene Ontology annotation, biological process: transmembrane transport. The record is from RefSeq and is a predicted model, not a curated record. Gene Ontology annotation, molecular function: channel activity. Gene Ontology annotation, cellular component: cytoplasm; membrane. Lineage: Eukaryota; Metazoa; Chordata; Actinopteri; Pleuronectiformes; Pleuronectidae.